Molecule: messenger RNA, 4386 nt
Organism: Spirometra erinaceieuropaei
Lineage: Eukaryota; Metazoa; Platyhelminthes; Cestoda; Diphyllobothriidea; Diphyllobothriidae
Source: the annotation of a GenBank genome assembly
AUGUUCGCGGAUGACAUAAAAAUAUGGAGUGAAGUCAAGUGUGAUGAUGAUGAUGAUGAUGAUGAUGAUGAUGAUGAUGAUGAUGAUGAUGAUGAUGAUGAUGAUGAUGAUGAUGAUGAUGAUGAUGAUGAUGAUGAUGAUGAUGAUGAUGAUGAUGAUGAUGAUGAUGAUGCAGAGAAGUUGCAGUCGAACAUCAACAAACUGUGUGCUUGGUCGAUCAGAUGGCUUUUGAAGUUUAAGGUGUCCAAAUGCGUGGUUUUGCACCUGAACACCGGCCGCAAUGCCUCUCCCAAACACCGGUACUAUAUUGACGAGACGAGGUUAGAAACUGUGGAAAGAGGACCACAAAUCUAUCGCCAUCAGAACACUGUAGAAAGAUGGUCCAGAAGGCAACUAGUACUCUACACUGGAUCAGAUGUGCAUUUAAAAUAAUUCCUCCCAAUCUCUUUGAAGGACUCUUUGGUGUCUUUGUAAGACCUCAUCUGGAGUAUUGAACGCCAGCAGCUUCACCAUUAAUGAGAAAGGAUAUCGACUUACUCGAACAGGUGCAACGCAGAGCGACAAAGAUGGUCGACGGUCUUAAGUAUUUGUCUUAUCAGGAGAGGCUGAAUUUGCUUGGCUUAUCCCCCCUUUCUUAUAGACAAAUAAACUACAGUCUAAUUUGGACUUUCCGGAUUGCCCGCGGACAUGGUUGCUCAUUAAAAGCAGAGGAAUUCUUUGAGUUUGCUCGUACAAACCAACUACGCGGCCAUAUCUACAAAGUCGUGAAUGAGCGCACGCGCUUAGAUCGUCGAAAAUUUUCACUCAGCCAGCGGGUCAUCCGACCGUAGAACUCGCUUCCAAGCGAGAUGGUGACGGCUGCCACAGUUUGCGUGUUUAAAAGAAAACUUGCUCGCCUAGUUUUAGACAGAAGUCGGCUUUUACAGCAUGACUAUGCACAGCCAUUUUUGUAAAAAACCCUCCGCAAUUAUUUACAGUGACCUUAUGCACUAACUUAAGAUUACGAUUGAACUGUGACUCAAUCACAAUGUAAAUGCCCGUAAUUUUAUUUUUGAGUACGAAUCUGCGAAAGCACUGUACAUAAGUAGGAUCACUAAGGGCUCUGCCUCUAACCCACCAAAUAUAUACAUACAUAUAUACUGGAAAGUCGGCAUCCCAAGAAAUAAAAUUUGAAGGCAGAGGCGUACUUUGGGAAAGGUAUUUUAUUGCGUGAAUUUUCGACGCUGGUUCCCCAGGUCGUCGUCAGACGCAGACUGAGAGUAAAUGUGCCGGCAACAGUUAACAUCUGGCAGUGCACACAAAAAAUCGAUAGUCGUUCGCGUUUGCGCCCGUUAGCGGCCGCUAUUUGCGUCAAUCCGGCCCGAUUGGCUCUCGUCUCUUCCAUUUCUCCUUGAGACUUUUGUACGCGGCGUCCAACUCGAUAUGGCGGUUGAUGCACGAUUCGUCCGAGUGCAUGGCCUCAAGGAACUCUCGGCCUUUCUUUAAGGGGCAGGCACCUACAAUCCGUGCAGACUUUAUCGUCGUUUCCAUCUGCAGAACGAUGUUUCUGUUCUGCCCUUGAUUUGUGAUAUUUUUGAUCGAGCUAAGAGAUUGUCUGAAGAAAAACAGCUAGCCGAAGAGGUACAGUUUACCGAAAACCAUUCGUUAAAUGUCUCGAAACUUUUCUCUAGAAAAAUACGAACUCAGAGAAAGACGCAGCAUCCCAUCCUCCGAGACGAUCUCGGAAAUCCCAUAGUUGAUGCCCAGUUAACCGCUGAUAGCUUCAAUGAUUUCCUGUCCAAAACGUUUAUAGAAGACUCGACCACUCCGCUUCCGACCAUCCAGUCAUUGACCGGGGCAGUUCUAGAAACUAUAACUUUCACUCUGUGGGAUGUGACUGUUGCGAUUCGGCGUUUUCGUCAAUCUUAUAGUCCAGGCACUGAUGGUGUCCCAGUAAGCAUUUUAAAAGCCGAUGCAAACACGAUCUUCCCAUCCCUCUUAUGCAAGAUAUUUAAUCUCGCUCUUGAAAGUGAAACUUAUCCUACCUUGUGGAAGGAAUCACACAUUUUGCCCAUUCCUAAGCACGGCAAAUCUACAUCAUUUGAUGACUUUCGGCCAAUAAACACCCUCCCUGCAGUUUCGAAGAUCUUAGAGACAUUGAUCAAGGAUAAGAUGAUGUGUCACUUAACAGCGAAUAACUUACUGAGUGCUGCUCAGCAUGGAUUCCUCAAAGCUCGAUCUUGUGACACCUGUCAACUCUCUUUCUUUGACUAUGUUCUCCAAUCUAGGGACCAUGGUUUUGCUCUUUACACGGUAUAUUUCUAUUUCACUAAGGCUUUUGAUCGUGUUGACCAUGCUCUUCUCCUCUUGAAAUUGUCCUCUUUCGGAAUAGGUGGCAAACUUUUGAAUUUUAUAUCUUCUUACUUGGGCACUCGCACACAACGAGUUAAGAUUUCCAAUACCAUCUCCAACCCCACACGUGUGAGGAGUGGAGUUAUUCGGGGUAGUGUACUCGGCCCGCUUUUAUUUUGCCUUUUCGUUAAUGAUGUACCCGAUUUAUUUCAGAAUGGUAAGCCUUUCAUGUAUGCCGAUGAUCUUAAAGUUGCAUAUCGAUAUAAACCGGCAGAUCAUGACAUCGUGCUUGAGCUCCUAAAGAGCGAUCUACAGACUUUCGCCCAGUGGUGCCGCACAUGGCGCCUUUCUCUUUCUUGGCAUAAGUGCUCAUUCAUGGUGGUUGGCGACGACCACCAGCCUCAACUAAAUAUUGAAGGUCACUCCAUAAAUGUGCCUAGGGUUAUAAAAGAUCUGGGCAUAUCAUACUCCAAGAGUCUCAAUCUCUCGGAGCACUGUGCCUUGAUAGUCUCCAAAGCACGUAGAACGACCGGGUUUAUCCUCCGAAAUUUUAAAACUAGGGACAUUAGAAUGCGCUUUUUCAACAUGUACGUUAGACCUGGUCUGGAAUACUGUUCGUUUUCAUUUAGCCACAUGCGUGCUUCUGAGCGGAAGAAAAUAGAAUCCGUUCAACACUUUUUUACCAAGAGAAUUUUAACCCCGGAACACCGACAUUUGUCUUACCAAGAACGUUGCCGGCUUACAGGCCUCGAUCCUUUAUGGUUCCGUAGAUUACAAAAAGGACUAUUUUUGCUAUUUAAACUCUUAUAUAAUCACACAUUUAACCCACUCACCUCUUUAAGACAUCAUAUCCACCCACGACGUAACAGUCACCGUGAGGUCUUCUUAUUUCUGCCUCUGGCACGUACUGUUAAAUAUCGUCGGUUCUUUUCUGUAAAUGCAAUUGCUAUUUGGAAUAAACUACCCAUGAGUAUUAAAACUCUGCAAAAUUAUUCUUUAUUUAAGAGAACUAUUACUCGAUUUUUGCAUUCAGAAAAGCUCCCGCAAAUUUUGGGUGCUGAAUCUACUGAUCAACUGUACCGUAGCGAUGGCGUUUGUGGUCUCUGAACACUAUGGCCGGUCUCACCAGCUGUUCCUCAACGCCUCUACUUUGGCUAUCUCCAACUUCAUGAAAGGAAUUUGACGUCCGAUAAUCUCCGAUACCGUGCAACCUCCCCCCUUCUUGACGGUCGAUAUUCUACCACCGCCGGCAGUUUUUUCUCCUGAGCCCUCCAAACCAUAAAAACCACCAUCAACUAUAUUUUUAUCCCUUUAGCUCAGGAGUUUUUUUCACUGCCGGUCGGAUUUAUGUUUAAACGCUUCCCUUGACAAUGCCUGUAAACUGGCAUUAAAUAAAAAUUUAUUUAUUUAUUUAUUCUGUCCCAAGCAAACAUAUGCCCCGUGUCCAGGGUAUGCAUGGCUACUUGAGACAGGUGGUCUCGCCUCUUUACUGCAAGUUGGUGUUCGUGAAUGCGUGUUAGAAUAUGGAUCAACUUAUUAACCACUUCCCGCGGAUCCUACAAAAGCACAGAUCACGUCUGUUGAUAAAGUGUUGAAGCGCCUCACUGGAAAAAAUAACUGUCAGGAGAUAUUUCUAAGUACCUGAAACAAACUGAGCCCACCAUUGCUAGCAUCUAUGGACUACCUAAAGUCCACAAAGCUGAAGUGCCUUCGCGACCGAUUGUAUCGUUAAUCGGCGCGCCCAACUACAAAAUUUCAAAGUGGCUCUUCCACAAACUUCAUCCACUUACUAGGAAUUGUGAAGAGUCGAUUGAGAACUCUACAGAGUUUCUUAAGAAAUUAAAAGGAAUCACAGUUUCCUCCGACGAGAUCAUGGUCUUCUUCGCUGUCGUCUCCCUCUUCACGUCAAUACCAUUGGAUCUGGCAAAACGAUUCACAGAGGACCUCCUGAAAUCCUGUGACAUGGAUGUUCCCGCUAUUGCCUUACUCGAACUCUUAGACCUGUGUAUGGAAACAAAUUUUUCGUUCGACCAACAGCACUACCAACAACUGUAA